This is a messenger RNA of Aricia agestis (brown argus), 1107 nucleotides long. RefSeq lists its product as uncharacterized. The record is from RefSeq and is a predicted model, not a curated record. NCBI's taxonomy places the organism in Eukaryota, Metazoa, Arthropoda, Insecta, Lepidoptera, Lycaenidae. The coding region runs from base 256 to 909 and encodes 217 amino acids. Gene Ontology annotation, cellular component: septate junction; membrane. Gene Ontology annotation, biological process: septate junction assembly; regulation of tube size, open tracheal system. The transcript is spliced from 7 exons.
UUUCUUCAAGCGACUCCACCCUGCGCCAACGCUAUUCAAAACUUUUAAAAUAUUUUUAACAAUCUUGAUUCUUGAGCUAGUAUUCAAUAAAGAUAAUUCGUUAUCUUGUAAAAGUUGUAUGAGUGAAACAUGUGUAUAUAAUUGUUUAUUAUUACUCUUGAUUUGUAGAAACGAGUCGGAUAGUAAAGUUAUUCCUCACACUGAAGUUCUGUUAUGUUUUGAACAUUAAUUUACUGAGAAUAUAGCAGAGCAACGAUGAAAACUCGGAGUUUGGCCGGCAACUGCGGCAUCGGCGUGUUCGUGAUCGCUCUUGUGACGGUGGCCGUGGCGUUCGGCACGCCCAACUGGCUUGUCAGCGACUACAGGAUACGGGGCGCUAGAUUGGACAGGCUUGGACUAUGGAGUCACUGCUUCAGGUCUCUACCUGAUCCUCUGGACCAGUACCAGAGACGGUUUUUCGUUGGCUGCCGUUGGGUGUAUGAUCCCUUCACAACCGGAUAUGAUAGGAUUCGGGGCUACCUUCUUCCAGGUUUCAUGAUCGCAACGCAGUUCUUCUUCACGAUAUGCCUGAUCGGUGUUAUAAUAUCGACGGUGCUAGUGCUAAUAUUCUUCCUGUGCGCGGGGCCGGAACAGCGCCGUUUUAUUUUGCUAAUUAGGAGCAUAGGAUACACUAUGCUUAUAGCUGGAAUAAGUGGAUGUAUAGCAGUUAUAGUAUUCGCGUGCUUCGGCAACUCGGAUGGCUGGAUGCCAGACCAUGCUAACAAUUACCUAGGAUGGUCAUUCGGCCUUGGAGUUGUCGGUUCAGUGGCGUGCAUCGUGUGCUCAGCUCUGUUCCUUACGGAGGCCAACAUUCAGGCGAAGAAACUUAGAAGCGACUCACAUCACAUUCCAAUGCGAGUAUCCAAAUAGUCUACACGACACCACCGAGUUCACUUUGUCGAGGAUAUCUAAGUACCUAUAGUAUGUAUAUUUGUAUAAUACAUAUCAAUAGUUCCCCACACAACUGUUAUGCACAUAGUAUAAGAUGAUAUAGUUAAGUGCUAAGACAAGUUUUUUAACUUGUAGAUAAAAUGGUUUUUGAAAAUUUGUAAUUAACCUUAAUUAUAA